AUGUCGGCUUUAAGGAACCCUACCGCCCUACUCAAGGCGGUGCUGAUGAGGAUACCCUUGCUCUUUAGGACUCUGCUCUUUCAUGGCCUAAACAUGUCACCAGUGUCGGGGAAGCAAGAUCUGCGCACAGAAAUGACAGUAACAAUCAUUCGAUCGCUUCUAGACGCUUCGUUGCCCGUUGGCAAACAGCAACAUCGAUCAAUGAAUGACCCGGGUAUCAAAGGGCCCAUGUGGAUAUCGAAGGUAGUCUUGCCGGCACCAGAAGAAACAAUUCGCACAGCCGUCAUACAAACUGCCGAUCAGUUGAAGAACGACGAGUCUCAAACAUUCGAGAUUCCACCGGUGGUGCCUGUCGAGGCUGAAUGGACUGGAUAUCGUGGUGGCGUUGACAAGAACGCUCCACAACUGGAUAUCUCCGAGGAAAAAAAGUACCAGGCUUUGAAGGCGGAUGCAAAGUCUGACAUGGUCAUACUCUAUAUCCAUGGUGGCGCUUUAUAUCUCAUGGACCCUUGCACACAUCGUGUGCCCGUGUCACAUAUCUGUAAACUUACAGGAGCCAGAGCUCUGUCUGUUCGUUAUCGACUAGCUCCUCAGAACCCAUUCCCCGCUGCUCUAGUAGACGUUCUCACCGCCUACCUGAGCCUCAUUCAUCCUCCUCCAGGUUCUUACCACGAACCAGUUCCUGCAAACAAGAUCAUCAUCUCUGGCGACUCUGCAGGAGGAAAUCUCAGUCUUGCACUAUUGCAAACCCUUCUUACCCUGAAAAAAACCGCACCAACUGUACAGUUCCAUGGUAAAGAGGUACCUAUCGAACUGCCAGCUGGUGUAGCCCUCAUCUCGCCGUGGUGUGAUGUCACUAGGUCCAUGCCCUCUGUCAGCGGAAAUUCGAAAUAUGACUAUAUCAUGCCUCCCCAUCAGCCAGCGGAGACAAUCUAUCAUCCUCCGCCUCAUACCCCCGACGACGUCUGGCCACGGACACCACCUCGAAGUGACAUGUACUGCAAUGCCAGUAUGGUGUCACAUCCAUUAGUCUCACCUUUAGCCUGUCCCAAGGAACUAUGGCAGGGCUCACCACCGGUAUUUGUUACUGUCGGCGAGGAAGGCCUUACAGAUGAAGGCUUGCUUACAGCCCGCAAAAUCCACCAAGCCAACGUGCCUGUCAUCGUCGAUGAAUUCGAAGGCAUGCCUCAUUGUUUCGGGCUAAUUAUGCUCGGCACGACCGCUGGAAAACUCUGCUUCCAGUCCUGGGCCCGAUUCUGUCGUGAUGCAGUCGCUGGCGCAGUAGACCCGGCGCGUGGAGAUGUUGGAUAUGUAACUUUCCAUAACUUUGGGUGGCAUUCGACUAAACUGAUUGCACUGAAUGAAAUUCAUGCGUUCAGUGAUUUAGAUAUAGAAAAACGAUUGGAGCAAAGCAGGGAUCAGCGAAUAAGGACGGAAAACAGACUUCUCGAGGAAUGGCAAGUUAAAGCGAAAUUAUAG
Messenger RNA from Talaromyces proteolyticus, 1479 nucleotides. Its product is annotated as putative lipase/esterase. The record is from RefSeq and is a predicted model, not a curated record. Bases 1 to 1479 code for a protein of 492 amino acids. The transcript is spliced from 2 exons. Gene Ontology annotation, molecular function: hydrolase activity. NCBI's taxonomy places the organism in Eukaryota, Fungi, Ascomycota, Eurotiomycetes, Eurotiales, Trichocomaceae.